Messenger RNA from Penaeus monodon (black tiger shrimp), 402 nucleotides. RefSeq lists its product as uncharacterized. The coding region runs from base 1 to 402 and encodes 133 amino acids. Lineage: Eukaryota; Metazoa; Arthropoda; Malacostraca; Decapoda; Penaeidae. The record is from RefSeq and is a predicted model, not a curated record. The transcript has 3 exons.
AUGAUCCUACUGAGGAUCAGAAGACAACUACACGAAAUCCUAGAGACCCAGUUUGGGUUUAGGAAGGAUAAAGCUACAAGGAAUGCUAUAUUUGUCAUGGGAAUACUUGCCGAGACAGUCAUCCAGCACCAGCAAAACAUCUAUCUGGUUUUCAUUGAUUAUCAAAAAGCUUUUGAUAAGGAGAUCAGUGGUUGCAAGAUCAACAACCUUCGUUAUGUAGAUGAUAUAGUUCUCAUGGCCACAUCUGCAAAUAACCUCAAAGAAAGUUCUUAUGUUGUGGAAGACAGCAAACACCUUGGUCUCUAUGUUAACAGCAAGAAAACAAAAUAUAUGGUAAGUCGGAGGUCCAUCUGGUUGGGUGAUGAAGGUGAAGUGGAGAUCAACGGCUCCCCAGUUAGCUAA